Molecule: messenger RNA, 1755 nt
Organism: Aspergillus tubingensis
Lineage: Eukaryota; Fungi; Ascomycota; Eurotiomycetes; Eurotiales; Aspergillaceae
Product: cytochrome P450
Exons: 4
Coding region: 1-1755 (584 amino acids)
Molecular function (GO): monooxygenase activity; heme binding; oxidoreductase activity, acting on paired donors, with incorporation or reduction of molecular oxygen
Source: RefSeq, a predicted model, not a curated record
AUGAUCGCGUACACACUCGUCUUAGGCCUCAUAGGCCUGCUGGUUUUUGAUUACAUCUGGAACCUCGCCAAGAAUAUUCGCAAAGCACAGCGCUCCAAGCUUCCUUAUGUUGUGCCCCCGUAUAAUGUCAGCAUCAUAUUUAUGAUCUUGUUCGGCUGGCUUCUCCCGUUGCUUGCAGAAUAUUGUCUUCCCCAAUGGGUUGGGGAUAUCCUGUACGAUAAUGUUGGCACCUAUCGCUGGAUGGUUAGGGAUCGCCAAGUGAAAAGGUACGGGAAGCUUUACAUGCUAGUCAAUUCUGGCGGCGUUUUCUUGAGUGUCGCGGAUGCUUCUGUGGUCUCUCAGAUCGUCAACGCACGACAGGACUUUCCGAAGCCAGUCAGGCUAUAUAGCAUCCUGGAUAUGUAUGGGCCUAAUGUUGUCACCUGUGAGGACAAAGAAUGGUCUCAUCACCGUCGAUACACAGCAACAACGUUCCACGAAAAGAAUAACGCCCUGGUAUGGGAGGAGUCUAUUCAACAAACGCAGGAUAUGAUCGAGCAAUGGGCGGAAGCUUCUCCGCUAGAUUCAACUCGUGGACCGGGAUUCACGGCGGAAUGUACUAGAGACGACAUCCACAAGCUUACUUUGAACGUGCUGUCUGGCGCUGGGUUUGGAGUAAAAGCGCCCUUUAAGCCACUACCCCAGGACUCGCUCAAGAAUGAGGACAUUUUCAGGGACAGUCCCACCCCACCAGCAGGUUUCGACUUCACGUUCGGAGCAGUAGUGGCUUACAUGAAUGUGAACAUCCCCACCAUGGCGCUGGCGAACAAUAUGUUACCUAAGUGGAUCCCGAGAGUGUUGGUUCCAUUCUUCAAGAAGGACUUCGCAGCUCACCGAGAUCUAGACAAGUAUCUGCAGAGAUUGAUCACUACCACGGAGUCCAGAUUAAGCGGACAAGAAAACCCCUCGAAUCUUAUUGAAGGCAUGCUAAUCUCCAGGAAGCCUGGAGACAGCAAGGACUCAGGUCUUUCCGACCGAGAAAUCAUCAGCAACAUGCACUUAUUUACCAUUGCUGGGCACGAAACGACAGCAACAACUCUGAGGUUUGCUUUUGUACUGCUUGCCCUGCAUCAAAAUGUACAAGAUUGGGUAUAUAACGGCAUAUCAGAGGCUGUCAAAGAUGAACCGCCGAGUAUUGGGGACUGGAACUAUGAUGAAGUUUUCCCCAAGCUUGUCACCCCUCUUUGCGUGAUGCUCGAAACGAUGCGUCUCUACCCUCCGGUUAUCACCGUACCAAAAUGUACAGGGAACACCCCGAGCGUCAUCCACUACGACGGUAAAGACUAUGUUUUGGAACCCGAUAUUGACAUCAACUUGAAUCUGGGCAGCCUUCACUAUUCUGAAGAAUACUGGGGGGACGAUGUCACCCUCUAUCGACCGCAGAGGUGGGAUGCGCGCAAUAAGGACAGUUUCUUGGCCGGAAAUGACGAUUUACCUGGACUUGCUGGCCCUGGGUUGGAAUAUCCGACUAUCCAUAAGCCAGUUAGAGGUGCCUAUAUUCCAUUCAGCGACGGGUUCCGCGCUUGCUUGGGGAAGAAGUUCUCGCAGGUCGAAUUUGUCGCUGCGCUUACGACAGUCCUCCAACAGUACAGGAUUGAGUUAGCCGACAGCAGUGAAAAGGGCAGACUGAAUGCUGAAAGGGUAUUGAAUAAAAGCACCGCGAUUAUUACCCUGGCUAUGAGGGAGGAAGUACCGCUGCUUUUCCGAAGGAGAUGA